Messenger RNA from Sphaeroforma arctica JP610, 2689 nucleotides. RefSeq lists its product as hypothetical. NCBI's taxonomy places the organism in Eukaryota, Ichthyosporea, Ichthyophonida. Bases 184 to 1725 code for a protein of 513 amino acids. The transcript has 9 exons. Gene Ontology annotation, biological process: heparan sulfate proteoglycan biosynthetic process; chondroitin sulfate proteoglycan biosynthetic process. Gene Ontology annotation, cellular component: membrane. Gene Ontology annotation, molecular function: protein xylosyltransferase activity. The record is from RefSeq and is a predicted model, not a curated record.
AAAAUAGCGAGUACAGAUACUAAACCGUAACCUGUACACUAUUUCCCAACAAGAAAAGAAAAUUCGACACUGAUCAGAACCUAUACGCUGUACGAUAUUAACAAAAACUGUAACUUUACCAAACUGGCACUUUGAGGUGAUCGGGGUAGGUUAAUACAUAAUCAAAAACGGCUACUACCAAAGAUGGUCGUCCGAAGCUGGGACUGGUGUAAGUGGAAACAAUGGAUGUCCUUAUACAUUCCACGUGUGCCAAAUUGGCUGAUUGUGACGAUCGUGACAGUUUCACUCAUUCUGACACACAUGCUGGGAGAGCAUUUCACCAUGAUGGGCGAGACGCACAGAGUUUCCCCGAAGUCAAUUGAUGCCGCAGUGGCUAGCGGUCAAUUCGGUCGCGGCGCUGUGCUCACGGCAUCCCAUGCGGAUGAGGUCAUAUCAGACUGGGAUACCGCAAUGGAACGUAUGUCGAUUAAAGAUACAGGGAGUAUUAAAGACGACGCGUUCCUUACGUUACUCGACUCGAAGCUAAAGCACAAGUUGAAGGAGAGUAGACGGGAGUUAGGGAGCAAGUACACCGGCGGGGCUCAAUAUGAUAGCAUGCAGAAGUGGGUGGGGAAACUGGAACGUAGUCUGAAGGAAAGGGAAUUGCGCAUCCGCCUAUCCAAAGAUGAAGUGAAGAGCAUCAAGGAAAAUAAAACCAUACACAAGGAAAACCGAGACAUGGGUGAUUAUGAGCCCACGUCUUUUUACCAGAUUUAUCGACACAGAAACGGGGGCCAGACUAUUGAGUAUCCCAGGGCCGGUACGCCAGAGAACGAUGUGCGUAUAGCAUACCUAUUCUUCAUCGAUACGACCGACGACUUUUUAGGAGUGCAAGAGGCGCUGGACAUUCUCUACGAGACCAAACACACGUUUGUGAUCUACAUCACGCGGAGAUCUCACUCUUCAUUUCUCAAACUCAUCAGAGAAUACUACGAGGACCUUGAUAACGUGCGCGUGAUGCGUGGCCGAGAACUGGCCGUCAAAGGUACCGAACUUUCCGACCCCGACAAGCAAGUCUACGAGUACGCCAUCUCUGUGGGAGGGUGGGACAUUGCGAUUAACCUGUGUGGCCUAUCUAUGCCCAUAAAAUCACCGGCGGAGAUCGCACGCGAGAUCGUGACCAAGAAGGGCGUGAGUUUCGUAUCCAGUUUUAAUGUAAAGGACAAUCUCGAAGGGUUCUUGGAACGCAAUGCUGACACACAGAUUCGCUGUCGAAAUCAGGAGUGCUCUCAGCUGGAAAAUACUCCCAACAAUCUUCCCUUGUAUUUUGGUAAACGAUGGGUAGCGCUGUCACCAGACUUCACUGCAUACCUUGUGCAAUAUGACGAUAUGGCGGACUGGUCGACCUUCCUGUCCACUUCGCGCAACGAUGUUUGUCUUACUCAGACGGUACUUCGCAACUCUGGCUUCGCAUGGGAAAUGUUCGACCCGAUGCUUGACAGUGCGCCCUCUGCAAUGCUAUUCCCCGGGUUAGUAGACAAUAGCGAUGAUAAUGCGAAUACAGACAAUGUCGCAAAUACGGAGAAAAAAAUGCUAACGACCGCUAAAGGUUUGUAUUCACUGCAAAGAGAGACGUUGAACAUAAGUGGCUUGGGGUCACCAUUGUUUGUGAGGACAAUCAAACCGGGACACACUCUUAAACACUUGAUUGUGGGUAAUCUGCUGGUCAAACAACAGAGCCAGUGAGUGCACUAAGUCAUGUGUAUGAAGUCCAAAUGGAGCUUGCACUGUCAAUGAGUUUUGAAUCAACUCGCGAUUGUAUCGAGGGGAUUUUUUUUUGCAACCUCGUUCAUCGGCUGUAUUGCCCAGUUUCAUACCCUAAUCCGUAACUCAAUUUACAUACAUAGCUGUUAUGUAUCGCAAACGUAUAAACUGCACGUUAGCGAAAUAGUGUAAAGCAGGAAAGCUCACAACGCCUACAACGUAAAAUAGCCAAACAUACGACCAUCUGAGCACUUUCACAUCACAAGAGCGGCUUGAGUGCUUCAUACCACUGCAUUGUGAAAAGAUCUCGCCACUGCGUCACGCACAGUAGCAACGCAACAGACUCAUGUACAGUACGGAUCUAGUCGGGGCUCGUUCUAUGACAGUUCGAGCAAUUCGGCCUUUCAAAACGGAUUAGACGAUAUUGUGGUUAGCUACAGUGUGUAAGAAUUGCUUAUUCAGCGACCUUUGUCGUGCAGUGUUUGUUUUAUCAUCAGCACUGCUCGGUAACACCUCGCGCAACUGUGGCGUGAAAUGACGAUGCAAUAAGGGUGGAAUAUGUACUGGGAGGAAACAUCGAUCCCAGAUCUUUCAGGUCAGAAUCGUUAUGUUUUCCACUCAGUCGUCGUACGUUUCUGCUUUUACGAAAGGUUGAGCACAGCAGUCAUGAGCAGUAUACUUGUGGCUUCGGAAGUUGUGCAAGUAUGCCUAGGCAAAUUUAGGAAUUUUGGGCGAUCUUCUGCUGGUUGCCUAGUCGAUUGUGUCCCCGUUGGCAAUUCCAAUGUAUGUUUAGGGGAACGUGCGAGUGCAUCCGGUGAUCCAGCUCAUGGGUUUGAAUACUGCCAGUUUUUCCAUGUGGAUUAAAAUUAUGUACAAAUCGCGUUUCGUAGCGGAUAUUGAUUGUUCCUUGCGGGGGCAAGGUCCCCGGAAACCAGAAAUAAGAGAU